AGUUAGUUGAUUGGUUCCUUUGAUACAUAUACUCCUCCAACCACCAAUAUUCUUUGUCUCUGUAAAAACUCUUGUCUCUCUCUCUCCUGAAGGUAAGGCAGAGAAGAGAAGAAGAGAAGGAAAGAGGCUUGUCCCUGGAGAAAAGAGGAGGCAAAUACAUGGAGAACGAGGGUGUAAACACGGUGGUGGUGGAGCAACAACCUGUGGCAUCCACGUCCAAGUUUCCGUUGAGCUUUUGGGAAACCACGGUGGCUUCAACGGUGGCGCUGGUUUUCGCGGUGGGCCUUCUCGGCGUCUACCUCACCAUGCCCGAUUCCGAUUACAGCUUCCUCAAACUCCCUCGUACCCUCCAAGACCUUCAACUCCUACGGGAUAACCUUGAGAGCUAUACAAGUGACUACACUGCACAAGUCUUGGUGGGGUACUGCGUGGUAUAUAUUUUCAUGCAGACUUUCAUGAUUCCAGGGACUGUGUUCAUGUCAUUGCUUGCUGGAGCACUCUUUGGAGUCUUUAAAGGUGUGGCUCUGGUUGUUUUCACUGCCACUGCAGGAGCUUCUUCAUGCUAUUUCCUGUCUAAACUUAUUGGACGACCUAUUCUGUCCUCUCUCUGGCCUGAAAAGUUGAAAUUCUUCCAAACCCAGGUAGCUAAAAGAAGAAAGGGUUUGUUGAACUACAUGCUUUUUCUAAGACUGACUCCGACCCUGCCCAACACAUUUAUUAAUUUUGCUUCUCCAAUUGUGGAUGUGCCUUAUCAUAUUUUCUUCUUGGCAACUGUUAUUGGGCUGAUACCUGCUGCCUAUGUCACAGUCAAGGCUGGGUUGGCUCUUGGAGAGUUACAAUCCGUGGGUGAUCUCUAUGAUUUCAACUCAAUUGCUACUUUGUUUCUCAUUGGUGUAGUUUCAGUCACACCCACACUAAUGAGCAAGAACGAAUCAUAGCAUUUCAGAAGCCAAGAAUCUUUGUGAAUGAAGGAAGCCCUUGUUCUCCUGACAACUAAUAUCAGCUCAGUAUUUGUACAGAUCUCCAAAACAAAAAGAAAAAAAGGAAGAAAAAGAACAAUUGCAUUGUGAUUCUUUGCUAUUAGAUUUAUUGCAAAAUGCUGCAGUAGUUCAAGACAAGCAUAUGAUUGGUCGGAUCUCUGCCAGUGGCAAGUAACGACGUUUGGCUGAAUUAGUUAUGUACAUUGUUUAUGAGUUGAUUUGUGUAAAGCAUUUACUUAUUCAAUGGUAGUUGCUUUGUCAUGUUUUUUACAUGCACAAAAGAUGUUUUCCCUGA
This is a messenger RNA of Glycine soja, 1275 nucleotides long. RefSeq lists its product as uncharacterized. NCBI's taxonomy places the organism in Eukaryota, Viridiplantae, Streptophyta, Magnoliopsida, Fabales, Fabaceae. Bases 159 to 938 code for a protein of 259 amino acids. The record is from RefSeq and is a predicted model, not a curated record. The transcript is spliced from 4 exons.